AUUUCUAUGUUGAUUAUCGUGAAUUCAUCAGCUGAGGUGAUGAAGAAAUUGAGCAUUACCUUCGCUAAAGAAGUGGAUGUAUGUCAGAAAGAGCUGAACGUGGGAGACAACAUAAUGCAAGAAAUGCAGAACUUCUGGCGCGAGGAGUACGACCUGGUGCACAGGGACACCGGCUGCAUGAUACUGUGCAUGGCUUCCAAACACAACCUGCUGGUGAUAGCUGAUGAGAAGAUACAUCAUCAGAACGCUCACGAGUUCGCGAAAGCUCACGGCGCUGAUGACGAGAUGGCCACACAACUGGUCAAUAUAUUACACGACUGUGAGAAACAAUAUCCACCACAAGAUGACGUCUGCUUACGGAGUCUAGCGGUCGCUAAGUGCUUCCGAACCAAGAUACACAGCCUCAAAUGGGCACCGUCGAUGGAGGAGCUCCUGGCGGAGAUCAUGACGGAAAUGUGA
This is a messenger RNA of Achroia grisella, 459 nucleotides long. RefSeq names its product general odorant-binding protein 1-like. The record is from RefSeq and is a predicted model, not a curated record. Gene Ontology annotation, molecular function: odorant binding. Bases 7 to 459 code for a protein of 150 amino acids. The transcript has 4 exons. NCBI's taxonomy places the organism in Eukaryota, Metazoa, Arthropoda, Insecta, Lepidoptera, Pyralidae.